UGGUGAGGAUGGUGCGUACGGGAUGAAUGUGGCCAAUAUUACAGUAGUAAUGAAUUAGUCAAUUAAGACAUACUCUGUUUUUGUGUUGUGUAGUACUGUUACAUAAUAACAUGUGUUGUUUAUUCGCUGGCGCAGCUGAGUUGGGUCCAUAUUAAGUUAUUAAUGCGAUGUUAAAGUGAUGGAUCCGUUCUAUUUUUACGAGGAUAGUAGGCUGAGAAGAGACUGUGUAAGAUAGAGAAUUUAGACUCAAGAUGAUAUAAGGUCUGAAACAUGGGCUCUGUGCCCUACGUAUUAUCCAGUUUAGAAGAUGUGUCAUCGCUGUACGCUCCUCUCAGAUCCACACAGAGAAUAAAGUACACCUGCUUCACUGUCUCAAAAAGUUUUCUAAUAUUUGGUGCCACAAGUGGAGGCCUCUAUGUGUUCCGCAGAGAAUCGUGUGUCUUUCUACAGUUGAUUCCUAACAAGGAGGGGCCUAUUCAGCAUGUGACAGUUUCUCCUGAUGAGCAGCUGUUUGCAUUUGCCACUGUUAAGGGAGCAGUGUGUAUGCUUGAGCGGAACCAUGUAGCUGGAUCACGUCAUUUGCACAAGUCAUCUGAACAUGUUGGUACUGAAGUUACUGCCUUGUGUUGGGGUGCUCAAAAUGAGCUGUACAUUGGAGAUGCCUUGGGACGAGUGUCAGUACUCAGUGCACCCGUGCUGGGGAAGAAUGUUUUUAGCACACCAUCAUUCCAGCUUAUGCAGCUUGAUUCACGUGUGGUACAAAUGGAUGGACAGGAUGGACUUCUGUUGGUGUCAACACUCACACGAUCAUUUAUCUGUGAUACAAUUAGAGAACAAUAUAGGCAGAUAGGACAGAAGCUUCGGGAAGGGGAAUUUGGAGGCUGCUUUGCAAAGCAUGUCGAAGAUAGACAACCACAUAUGUUUUGCGCUCGACCUGGAUCACGUAUUUGGGAAGCUGCAUCAGAUGGAACUGUUCUGAGCACACAUCAGUUCAAACUUGCUCUUGCUGUACCUCCAGAACCAGUUAUAAGUUAUUCUAGUCAGAAUUUGCCAGUCAGUUUAGAAGGUUCCAGUGUCUGUUGGAAUCAGCAGUCAUUUAAUUUUGCUAAGCUGCUCACUUUAUCUGAUAGUUUUCUCUUUACUUUCAAAAGUGAUGGACUUUACAUUUUUGAUCCGUAUACAGCCAGGGUGAUUCUGUGGAAUAACAGCUUUACUGAUAUUGUGGAUGCUGUCACAGUAGACAAUAACAUUUAUGUCUGGACAGCCACAGGGAAAAUGCAUGUACUUACUCUUCAUCCAUUGGAGAAAUUCUUGUUACUACUGUACUUUCGUAAACAGUAUACAUUAUGUGGCCUAAUGUGUAAACUUCAUGAGAAAUGGUUAUUGGAAGCAAUAAACACGUCUCCAAAACUGUGUGUGUUAGCAGAUCUUACAGAAAAGUUGGAACUUGAUCAAGAUUUAGUCCUGUCACUAUCACCACUUCUCAAAGAAUUGUCAAAACAUGCUGAGCAGAAACAGAUAGCUCAGCGUCUUGAUUCAGGAAUUUUCAUUGUUGGUAAUGAUUACUUUCUGUGCAAUGAGAACAACACUGUUUCCGAAGUCCCUAAUGUAAGAAGAACAGAACAUCUCAAAGAUAAAUCCAGAUCACUAAGUCUUUCCCCUGAAAGAAACAGUGCACACAAAUUGGAAACAGUUAAUGAACUUGAGAACAGCAAAAGAUGUGUCAGUCACAGUUCUCUGCCAGAUGUGACAAAUAGUUUGAUUGAUCAGCAACGUCCUUUUGUUGAUAACAACAUGAAUAAAUGGAUAACAGAAGAAAGUUGUGGGAAUUAUAUGGACCCUGAUAGCAAAUGUAGUGAUGAUUUUCAAACAUCUGCUGUACCAUCCCAGGAAGCAGUUCAAGCACUGAGAGAAAUAGGACAAUCAGUUACAUGGACAAUUACCAACAGUACAAAGUCUCUGAAACAGAAGUGGCAGUUUCUGGAAGACAGGGUCAAGAAUUUCGCUCAAGAAAAUUCUUCUCAGCCAUCUGAAGCCUUGUCUGAUUGUCAGUUAACUGAAGAUAAUUCUCUUGUUAAUUCAGAAAGAGCAUACGAAGAACAAAGUGUCUUAGAGUAUCCAAAUUUGAAUGUGUCUGAUUUAAUUAACAUCUGUGAUGAAUAUCAUAGAAUGGAUAUUGCUGAUACGGAAUCACUAAGAAUGAAUUUUUGUAGUAGUGUCAUAGCAAUUUCUUGUAAAUAUAACCAUUAUAUAAACAGAAGGAAUACUAAACUAGAUUGUAGCAAAGGUGACAAUUCACAUUUUAAAGAUGAAAGUGAACAUUUGGAUGAAAGUGUUGAUUCUUUGGUAGUGGGAACAGCCUUUCCAUUUCACCACUACUUUUCUCCAGAGAGACUUGAAACUAUGAAACUCUUAGUUCAUGAUGUUUUGAAGCAUAAAUCUCUAGUCAAACACUUAAAAGACUUCUUAUAUGAUAUAGAACUGCCAGAAAGCUCUCUAAAAGACUACUUUACUGUUAUUUCAGAAGAUAGUUUAAAAUUAGAUGUUGCUAUUGGUAGAUUUUUGUCAUUGUGUUCAGAAAUAAUUGAGCCUGAGACCGUUCUUGAUGAUUUAAGGAAACUGGAAGUGCCUUGUUACUUUACCUCUCUUUCUGUGUUACUAAAUAUAGUCCAGAUAGGUGCUUCAAAUUUUCUUGGUUCUAGAAGUAUAGAGAAGAGUGACAGUAGCAAUGGUUGGUCAGAAUUGCUGCUACUUAAUGCUCUGUUCAUUACAAUGCAGAUGGGUCAGACUGAAAUGUACAAUUCUGUUCGAAAGGAAAUGUAUGUAAAGGAUAUUUGUUAUUUAGCCAUAAAGUUGGAGCAAUAUAUGGUGAAACAUGGUGAAAGUGAACACUCUGCAAAACGUCACUGCCAUUUUCUCUUCCUCUCUUGUGUUGUUAAAUUGCCUAACUUCAGAAACACUGUACUGGAUUCAGUACAUGACAACUUCCUUGCAAAUUUCAUCACCGCAGCUUUAGAAUCGGUUAACCAGGAUUGUGGAAAGACAUGCAAGUGUGGAUAUCCUCUGGAAACACCGAGUAGUGAGAAAGUUAAAUUUAUUGAAAUAGGUACAAUUGUUUUAGAUUACUUUCAGAGGACUGAUCAUGAGCGAGCAUUACUUCUAUGCAAACAGAUUCCUCAUUUAUGGUAUCAUAUGUUACAUAAGAAGUGUGAUAGGUCAGAUACAGACUUAAAAUUGAUUGUGCAGUUGGGCAGUAUACAAGAUUUAGAAGAAUAUCUAUCUGAAGCAGAUGUAAGUUUCUGGAAUCAUGUUUUAUCUCUGGUGUUUACUUUUCGCUCUGGUACUUGCCUGGGCUGUAGCUACCCGUUUAUGGUAGAAAAGGAUUUCCGUGGAUCACUGUCUCUCUCUUUGUUGGGUGCUUUGAUUGUCAAAAGCCUGGGCCCUCAUGGAGCAACCUCUCUCUUCAAGAAGCAUAGUCCACAGAUUCAGCCUGGUGAACUUGAUGCAAAGUUUUUCCAGUCCUGCAUCUUUGCAGCCAUUGUAAAUGUAAAAAAGGACGGACUACAAAGUACCGUUGUUAAUAGAGUACAAGGGCUGUCCGGACAUUCAUCUAAAGUCGCCACUUUCUCAUCGAAGGCAGCAGACAGGAUCAACAAAGCUCUUCAUGAAGAUGGAUUUGUUUUGAAGCAGACAGGAUAUAACAACAUCACAGAAAGAGCAAAUAAUCAUCACUGGGGAGCACGACUUGACCUCUCUCGUGAUACAUGUGCUCUAUGCUGCUUGCCCUUAGGAUCACAGGUCUUGCUGAGAGAAGGGCAGGGCCUUACUGCAUAUCCAUGUGGACAUGUGUACCAUACAGUUUGCCUCCGGAAGAAGUAUGCUACCUGCCCUCUUUGUUGUUAGUCUAUGUUGAUUGCUAAUGAACAAAAUGUCAUAUUUCGAGGCUCUCUUUUUGAUACAUACUAAAAUUAAUAACACAAGUAAUUUCAUUAUAAUUAUUUUUUCACAAUAGCAGGAAAUGUCUGUCCCUUGUUAAACAGUCACCACCACGAUGGUCAACUCGUAAACAUUUAAUUUUUUUGAUGUAUUAUCAUUUUGCUGACAUUCAGAAUUGUCACAAGAGAAGAAAUAGUAAAUAUUUUUGGGUACUGUGCUUUCUACAAGUGUUGCAUGGCAUGACCUUCCACACCAAAACAAUACAUAUAUACUACAUUUCAAGUAAAUGACAGUUUCUAGAAAUCGUUUCACAUCUGCUGGGGUAAAAUGUUUUGCUGCGAAAUUGGUUACAGUAUAGAUUGGCAUCAGCAGUAAUUGUUUGAUUGAUGGGUGAGGAUCUCAUUGCUGGCUUUUGCGACUCCUACAUCUUGUGGGCAAUCAUGCUACUCAUAAUCUGUGUUGAGACUAUAAGAGAAUUUACAGAGCAAUGCAUGGGACUUUCCCAUUUUAGGACCAUAAUAUUGUUGAUGCAAAGCAAAUAACAAAUGACUACUGUGGAGUAAUAAGUGACUGAAAAGGUGCUAACAUUAAUGGUCAGAAAAGUAACUGAUUCUAGAAAACUGCCAGUCAGGCAGCAAUGCUUUCUUGGUUUGGUCAUUUAUUUCUCUCGGGAUUGUUCUGUUGUAAUCAGAUUAAAAACCUUCGAUUUAGUGAGAGAUAUCAAAUACGAUAGGCACUUAAAUUUUUAUUUUGAUGAUGACAGAUGAAGAGCACAGGAAAAGAAUGUGCUUUCUCCAUAUUAUCAAACUGUUCAGGAGAGAAAUUUUAAAGUUUGAAACUGAAUUUCAUGGAUAUAAUGAACAAAAGUAAUCAAUACAAAAGUCAUUUGGAAGGACACAUUAUAUACAUUAAAUUAAACUGAUUCCUUAGGUAUUUAAAUUGUAAUUUUAUUGGCAUAAUGUUUAAAGUGAUCUCAUGUGUAACAAAGGAAAAAAUGUGCUGCUUGUAUACAGCAGAAUAGAAUAUAAUCAAGUAAACCUAUAUUUUUUUGUUAGAAAUUGUGUUUGAUUAUUGUGUAAUGAAAAACAAUGUUUGAAACAAUGAAAAUACUAAAAUGAAACUUCCUGGCUGAUUAAAACAUUUUAGAGCACUUGCCCGUGAAAGGCAAAGGUCCUGAGUUAGUCUCAGUCUGGAACACAGUUUUAAUCUGCCAGGAAGUUUCAAAUCACCAUGUCCUCUGCUCCAGAAUGAAAAUUUCAUUCUGGAAUAAAGACACUUCUUGGUAAGCAAUUUCUCUUCGCUAUUUUAACUUUGUGUGGCAAAGUGGAAUUAGAGUAAAAUGUAAUAUCACUUUGUCCCAACAUACAUUUCUCAGCCUAGUGUAAAAUGUUUAUGUAAAACACUCUUGGUUCUCUUCUGCAAUACUCCUUCAAAACCUGGAGGUCUGUGAUACUUUUCUUUUAAUGUUGCCAGAGGACCUAUAGAGAAAUUUUAUUAUUAUUAUUAUUAUUAUUAUUAUUAUUAUUAUUAUACAAAAUUAUACUGAAAUAAAUUUUUAUAUUUUUACAUUUUACCCCUGUAAGCAGGAGAUGGGUAUUCAAGUGACUGCUGCUUUUGAAGUCACUGUGAAGCUCUCAUCACCUAUUAAAUCUAAGCUUCAUUAGCAGUUUCUUGAUGUUGAAUGAUGCACAGAUGUUUCUUAUGAUGACUAACACUCUAAUGAGUCUUGUUAGGAAAGGACAUUUCUUCGAAUAUUUAUUCUUCUGAAAUGACCCACAAUUUUGUAUCAUAUCUUAAUUGACCAGCACAAGAUUAAAAGGCGUAGUUUUACAUCAAGCUUUAACCAUUAUCUGCACACUAUCCACUGUAACUCCUGCUAAUGCUUGUCACGUUAAUCAGUCCCAUAUUCUUAUCACACUCCAAAAAUAGUGUCUUGUAGUAGGAGAAGCUAUUGGUACAAUAUAAUUGUUUUUCUGGGAUGAAGAUGAAUCACAAAAACUUCAAGACGUUUGACUUUCUUGUCCAAUAAUUUUGUCACAAAGUGAUUUAGAUUGUAAACAACUUCAUUGGCUCCUUUCUUUUCAAUAUCUUCAAUGUAAUUGUAGAAAAUUGAAGUUGCACUUGAAAGCUGAGACCAUUGAAAGAGUAAACAGACAACUGCCUUGUGUAAUAGACGUCAUUAGUACUUAUGUUUGAUAAGCGUACAUUUUUUUGUUUGUCCAUGCAGGUUGCUUCUGUUUCAUUUGACUUUUGGCUUCUUAAAUGAAUGUCUUUUUCUGGAAUAAAAUGUUUCACCUUUGAAUUUGUGUACUUUCCGAUCAAUAGUGAUCUUAUUUAUUUAUUUCAGUACUUGUGUUUCCAUGUCAUCUUUUAAAUUUUCUGGUAACACUGCAUUCAUCACAGUUUCAACUCAGCAGUGCACUUAUCUCAGGUUGAUCAUGCAUCAUGCCUUGUAUACCCAAAAGCUAUAUUGAAUUUGCUCUUAAAUACUGUUCUAUGCAUUUCAUAUGACACAUGAAAAUUUGGGUAGUUUUCCUGGAACAUUUCAUGCAGGUUUUUUUUUUAUUUUUUUUUUCCACCAAAAGCUCCUAUGGGAGAUACAACCUCUUGGUCUUAUCAUUGUUGUAAUGACAUGAUCUAUCCUUAAAUGAAUGAAUGUGAUCAUUAACUGCCAUUCCUACUUCAUCCUCAAUUUUCUACAGCCUGUUGCCAUGCUUAUUCCUUCCAGCAUGAGCAGUCUUGCCCAGCUUCAAAAAGUUAUGACCUGUUAUUAAUCAUUGCCUUGGUACUCCAUGUACUUCCUCAUAAAGGCUUUUCUGCAUAUAGGAAUUUCAUGUACAAUGUCGUCACCUUCCACUCGUUGUGUGUAGUAUGCUCAAAGCUGUGCUUAAUCUUCAUUCUCCCUUGAUAGCACUCUGAAGUGAAAGUAUUGUAAUGAGAUCUAUCAGAUACAAUGAGUGUUCACUCCAAUGUCCCAUAUCACUAAAUUUUUAUAUAAUAUUUGAUCUUUCUCCAGCCCUUACUAUCACAAAACACUUUAACAUACAGUUACAGCCUCUUCCUAGUUCGUGUGGCUCAACUCUUAAUUUCUUCAUGACUGUACUCAUUUGCUCUCAUCCAUGGGUUUUCUUAACACUGAGGGAGUCUGAAGGACUCUUGUCUUUCAUCCUCAGAUGAAGUACACAUCAUUCAAUAUAAAUAAUUAACUAUUCACACUGAAAUGAAUCACUUGCAAAAUCUGCAUUACUGAACAGAAUGUCUCAGGCUAAAGCAAUGGUUUUCAGUAGCGUUAUAGAGUGUGGACUGUUCAUAUUAUCACACUGGUUGAUUACGAAUAUUAAACAACACGGAAGCCUACAUCUGAUGGCGUACAUAACUUACUUUUGGAAAAAAGUGGACAAAUCACGUUCUUUCUCUGUACUCUUCAAAUGGAAAAAAAGGCUAAACAAUGGAAAAUGCAGGAUGUAGUAACGGUAUUAUGAAAAGGAUAAGUUUCUACUCACCAUAUAGAGGAUAUGUUGAGCUGUAGACAGACACAACAAAAAGACACUGUAUGUUUGACCUUUUGGCCAGAAGGAUGUGUUCUGAUUUAGAAAACCCAAACACAUUCACCCAAGUACAACAACUGUCUCUGACCACUGAAUCCAGACUCGCUGGCCACACACGGUGUUUAUUUAUGGGAGUUGUGUUUCCAUGAAUGGAUGUUUGUUUUCUACAUUACAAGAACCAUUUUUGCAUAAAGCUAACAUGUAUAUCAGUCUUCUUUUGUCUGUCUGUGCACUCAAAAUUUUCUCUAUGUGAAGAAAAAGAUUACUAAUUUUUGCUAUGCAUAAUGCAUAUUAUUUGUGAAAUGUCUGAGGAAUUUCAUACCCCCGCAAAGGAAGUAAUACCUGACAUGUCCUAUUGUGAUAUCUUCAUUCAACAUUGUGUUCAUACUUAAUUAAAAUUUAUAAUAUGUUGCAGACACAAGAUAUGGAAACCAUUUUAAUGAACUUUAAUAAUCAAUUAAUUCAUUCACACAUUGUAUUCCAUAUAUCACAUCGUGGAGAGCCUUCAAUGGUGUGAAGUAAUGAAAAACGCUGAAUUAAGAUUCUUUUGCUGUAUUUGUGUGACUCGUUCUUUUGUAAUUUGCGACAUGGACUACAGACAAAUAUCUCUCAAUAUUACUCUGUGUCUCCUUAAAGUGAUUGUUUCUGUUUCGCUAUGACCUGUGCUACUUUUUGAAAAUGAAUUAGUUAUUUGAUGUGCAGAUAAAAGUUGCAUAAAUGAAACCUUCCUCGGAUUUCUUAUAGAAAUGCAUGGAAACUAGAGAAGACAACUCUUUUGUGUUACUAGAAAACAAAAAUGUAACAGUUUGCACAAGCAAAGAGAUGAAGUAAAUAUGUGAGGUUUUCAAGUAAGUGGCUUCCGCUCUUGUGACCAAUUGGGAGUGGCCAAAGGAACAUAAUGUAAAUCAGCUCAUAGACCUUAAUUAUAAAAACAAAAUGUUACCAAAACUGAAACCAAUUAAAUAUAUAGUUUUUCCAUUGCAUGUUCCACUUUUAACUUGUACAAACAUUAUCAUUUUCAUUUUUGUGGCCUUGUGUAUUCUUUCCUUUAAAAUUGGUGACAAGUACAAGAACCAGAUAAUUCUGUGAUAAUUUGUUUAGGAUGCUAAAAAUGUGAAAGUUUAUUGAAAAAGUCUGCCAUUAUCAGAGUUAUUUAGUUAUGUAGCAUAUUGUUGAUCGCCAGUCGAGACUUCUCAUUUGUUUGACAGUGUGUUUCCCACAUUAUUAACUUCACUGUGACACACUUUAACUGUUGGAUAAGCUGUUUUAGGAAACAUAUACAGAAGAAUCCUCACUUGACUCCACAUAAAACAGAUUAAAAAACAGCAGUGCACAAAACUAUAUGCUAAAUCUUGAGUCUUGCUAAUCAAAGUUUCAUUUCAUAAGAAUCAAAGGUUUGAGAGAGAAAGUGAAAGACAAGACGGUUACUGAAAAACAAGAAGUUUGUUCAUAUUUUUGGUGUCAUCUUUUAAUUUUUGUGUAAUUUUUUAAAGAAAUGUUCUUUCUUGUUGAAAAAUGGACUGUUAAUAUUAGUGUGUGUAUCAAAUGGUGCUCUCGUUUAAUGUUGUUUUGUGUGUUUUUGUUAUCUUAACAAAUUGACUUCUAAAUAUAAUUUAAUGGUAGGUAUUCCUUAAGUGUUUACACUAAUUGUUUCAGUACAAAGGAAAGUAUUCAUGAAAAUUUGAAGUUAACUUGAUAGUAACAGAUUAGUACAGUGCUUAAAAUAUGUCAGAUUGUUAGCUGUUCUGCAAUGACAGUUUCAGAUUACAUUGGCUUAAUAUACAUUAUUCUGUAUAUAAUGAAGAGAUUUUAUAUACAGCUUCUUAAUUAUUUAACAACAGUGACAUAUGAAAACUUGUUACAACUUUCAGUUCAUUGUACACUAUUUUGCAUUUUUGCAAAAACUUAACUUGUUACUUGCCUCAAAUAUUUAGAAAGAAAUUGUGAGCCAUCACUGAGCAUCUACUACUAUUGCCAUCUACAGUUUUGUGUAAUGUGUUUCAUAUGAUAUGAUAGAAAUUCUGAGUCUUAUAGUGAAGUCAAAAAGUGUUAAUACUCCAAUCUGUGCUGUAGAAGUUAUCAAAAUCAGCAGAUGCUGUUAUACUAAUACUGUACUGUCGAGUCAUUUGUAUCGUAGUGGAAGAUUAAGUGUCUUGGUAGCAGUAGUUGCACAACUCUAUGAAUGAAUGGGAUUGUGUGGAUUUUCAUGAAAACUGUAUGUCAGAAAAGUUGUGUGAAUCUCAAAACGUUGUGCAGGAGAGAGUGAAUUAAAAAAUUGUUGAUGGUUCUCAAAUGUUAUUGAUGCAUAAAUGUGGUGAGACUUAACCUAGCUAGGUAUAUUUUUCAGAAAAAAAGUGUGUCCUUUUAUAAAGCUUGCAAGUGUGAGUGUGAUAUUGCCCCUUACAUAAUUUUUUGUAUAUGUUACUCCAGUGUUACAAAAGAGAUCUUUUUGUAGAAAAAAAUGUGACACAAACACAGCUGACAUUAUAAAGAAAUCAUUAUUUUAUGUAUGUAUGUGGAUUACUGUUGAGAUAAAUCCUAGUGAUUUCA
Molecule: messenger RNA, 10034 nt
Organism: Schistocerca cancellata (South American locust)
Lineage: Eukaryota; Metazoa; Arthropoda; Insecta; Orthoptera; Acrididae
Gene: pink
Product: Hermansky-Pudlak syndrome 5 protein homolog
Exons: 7
Coding region: 271-3903 (1210 amino acids)
Biological process (GO): developmental pigmentation
Cellular component (GO): cytoplasm
Molecular function (GO): protein binding
Source: RefSeq, a predicted model, not a curated record